GGCCGCGCUGCGCGCGGGAGACCGCCUGGUGGAGGUCAACGGCGUCAACGUGGAGGGCGAGACGCAUCACCAGGUGGUGCAGAGAAUCAAAGCCGUGGAGGGGCAGACUCGGCUGCUGGUGGUGGACAAGGAGACGGAUGAGGAGCUGCGCCGGCGGCAGCUGACCUGCACCGAGGAGAUGGCCCAGCGAGGCCUUCCGCCAGCCCAUGAACCCUGGGGGCCGAAGCCGGACUGCACACGUGCGGGCAGCUGUGGCUCUGACGCUGGCCAGAAGGGUGCCAACGGGCCCCCAAAGGAGCCACGCCCCCGGCUCUGCCAGCUGCGAAAGGGACCCCAAGGCUACGGGUUCAACUUGCACAGUGACAAGUCCCGGCCUGGCCAGUACAUCCGCUCUGUGGACCCAGGCUCACCUGCUGCCCACGCCGGCCUCCGUGCCCAGGACCGACUCAUCGAGGUCAAUGGUCAGAACGUGGAAGGGCUACGUCACGCGGAGGUGGUCGCCAGCAUCAAGGCCCGGGAGGACGAGGCCCGGCUGCUGGUGGUGGACCCUGAGGCGGACGAGUACUUCAGGCGGCUGCGGGUCACACCCACUGCGGAGCACCUGGAAGGUCCGCUGCCGUCACCAGUUACCAAUGGGACCAGCCCUGCCCAGCUUAAUGGCGGCUCGGUGUGCUCAUCCCGGAGUGACCUGCCUGGUUCAGACAAGGACACGGAGGACGGCAGUGCCUGGAAGCGGGACCCCUUCCAGGAGAGUGGCCUCCACCUGAGCCCCACGGCAGCCGAGGCCAAGGAGAAGGCCCGGGCCACGCGGGUCAACAAGCGGGCGCCGCAGAUGGACUGGAACCGGAAGCGCGAGAUCUUCAGCAACUUCUGAGCCCCUCCCUGCUCGCUCAUGGCGACCUGCUCCCUUGUGGACCCAGGCUCCCCAAGCCUCUGUAGACUGCAGGGUGGUCCCGUGCCCCAGAGAGCCCUGUCCUGGCCCCACCUGCUGGGUGCUCGGGGGUCUGUGGCAGUGAGAGGUGGAGGUGGAGAGAGACCGCAGAGCCGGGGAGGGGGAGGGGGGCAGCGGCGACCCGUGGGGCGAAGGCCUGCUGACUGAGGAAUUUGUAGUUUUGCUUUUUUUCCAAAAAGAUCUCCAGCCACAUGUUUCCACUUAAUAGCAGAGCCCCUCCCCCGCCCCUCGGGACGCACUCUGAAUAAUUGCAAUAAAACAACCCUUUCUCUGCAAACCACUUCCUCCCAGCCCACCCCGCACCGCAUCCUCCCUAGGGUGGGGUCACUGGGCCAGGUCCCCCCAACCCCCCCACCCCGCUUCUGCCCCAGGAGUCUGGGAUGCUCAGCCUGGGUUCUCCGAGGGGCCGGAGGCCCUAGGCCCUCUCCCUUUGGCACCACUCAGGCCUGGGGAGUGUGUGUGGGCGAGAGCUGGCCCCAGGAAGGACCUGGGCCUCUGGGCUUGGCCCCGCCUGGCACCCCACCUGCAGACUGUCCACUGUGCCCUGAACCCUGACCGGACCGAUGACACUGCUGCCUGCCUCUUAAGCCAUAGCGCAUGCGCGCCCUUGGAAUAAACUGGCCUUGCCUCGGAA
Messenger RNA from Tupaia belangeri chinensis (Chinese tree shrew), 1586 nucleotides. It is a transcript of the gene NHERF2, whose product is annotated as NHERF family PDZ scaffold protein 2. Gene Ontology annotation, cellular component: apical plasma membrane. Gene Ontology annotation, biological process: protein localization to plasma membrane. Gene Ontology annotation, molecular function: protein-membrane adaptor activity; signaling receptor binding. NCBI's taxonomy places the organism in Eukaryota, Metazoa, Chordata, Mammalia, Scandentia, Tupaiidae. The record is from RefSeq and is a predicted model, not a curated record.